Arabidopsis thaliana (thale cress) is the source of this 2228-nucleotide messenger RNA. RefSeq names its product Amino acid dehydrogenase family protein. The transcript is spliced from 4 exons. Lineage: Eukaryota; Viridiplantae; Streptophyta; Magnoliopsida; Brassicales; Brassicaceae. Gene Ontology annotation, biological process: tetrahydrofolate interconversion. The record is from RefSeq and is marked reviewed. Gene Ontology annotation, cellular component: mitochondrion. Bases 441 to 998 code for a protein of 185 amino acids. Gene Ontology annotation, molecular function: catalytic activity; methenyltetrahydrofolate cyclohydrolase activity; methylenetetrahydrofolate dehydrogenase (NADP+) activity.
AUAUUGUCACUCGUUGAAUCCUAAACUCCGGUAUGCCUAGCGAUAUUUUUCAACGCCAUUGACGACGCUUUAUAUACCACUGGUAAAUCUCUCCUCUGUUUUUUCCUAUUUUCCGAUUUCUUCUUUGUUAAGAAUUCUAUGUAUGAUGAAUUUAGCUGAGUGAAGAAGAUGAAUUUUAGCUGAGUGAAAGCUUAUGAUAGUCUGGUGAAAUCUUUAAUCCAUUUAGGUUCAAUCUGGUGCAAGUUUGUUUUUACUGUAUUAUGCGCCUCUUUAUUUGUUUGUGUGGAUGUAAUGAAGAGUAUGGAGCUAAAAGGAUCAAAUUAUGGUUUUAUUCUAGCUUAGGCUGACCUGUCUAAGGUUCUCUUGUCUGGUCUGUACUUUUACAUUGACUUUUUUCUUGUGCUUGAUUUGAAUCAGUGACUGUUCUUUUAGUUUUGAGUAUGUUAAUGAUCGCGAGGAAAGCUUUGGCCUCGGCGCAUACUAAGGCGUUUCGUUUGGCAACAAGGGAUGUACAUUGCUUUAGUUCCAUCUUAGUGUCUCCUCCUCUCGUGUCACUUGACUUGCCUGAAAAUUGGAUUCCUUACUCUGAUCCUCCACCUCCUGUUUCCUUUGAGACUGAACAGAAGACUGUGGUGAUAGAUGGUAAUGUUAUCGCUGAGGAAAUCAGAACAAAGAUUAUUAGUGAAGUGGGGAAGAUGAAAAAGGCUGUUGGAAAAGUCCCUGGUCUUGCUGUUGUUUUGGUUGGUGAACAAAGAGACUCGCAAACUUAUGUUCGCAACAAAAUUAAAGCUUGUGAAGAAACUGGCAUUAAAUCUGUUUUGGCUGAAUUACCAGAGGAUUGUACUGAAGGACAGAUUAUCAGUGUAUUGAGAAAAUUCAAUGAAGACACGUCUAUUCACGGAAUUCUUGUGCAACUUCCUUUACCCCAAGUAUGUUUCUCAUUUUUUUCUUUGGACGUUGUGAUGGGGGAUGUUAGUGUUGUUGAUGUCAAAGAUUAGUUCUAUGUUAGGAGGUCAAGUAGUUACGUUUACUUUGUUUUCAUACUUGUAUGUAGAAAUUCUUGAUUCAUAUAUUUUCAUCGACCAUGGACUCAUGCAUAACAUUUUCCCCUUUAAGGUUUCCUUUUCGUUGGUAGGUAAAGCAUUUAAUUUACAGGUUAUGCGAUAGAGCAUCUUACUUGUGGAGCUCUUUUUCAGGAGAACGUUCUUGUAUUUUGUUGGUUUCCUUUCCUUUUUUUUUUUUUUUCUCAUGAGUCCAAUCAUUUAAUGGAAGAUAUCUUGUACAGCAUCUUAAUGAAUCAAAAAUCUUGAAUAUGGUGAGAUUGGAGAAAGAUGUUGAUGGGUUUCAUCCAUUAAACGUGGGGAAUCUUGCAAUGAGAGGGAGGGAACCGCUGUUUGUAUCUUGCACUCCUAAGGGCUGUGUGGAGUUGUUGAUAAGAACGGGUGUUGAAAUAGCAGGAAAAAAUGCUGUGGUCAUAGGCAGAAGCAACAUCGUUGGACUACCAAUGUCUUUAUUAUUGCAGAGGCAUGACGCGACAGUAAGCACGGUGCAUGCGUUUACAAAGGAUCCAGAGCACAUUACUAGGAAGGCGGAUAUCGUUAUAGCAGCAGCGGGUAUACCUAAUUUAGUUCGUGGAAGUUGGCUUAAGCCUGGAGCAGUUGUCAUUGAUGUUGGAACAACUCCAGUCGAGGAUAGUAGCUGUGAGUUUGGUUACCGUCUUGUCGGGGAUGUAUGUUACGAGGAAGCGUUAGGUGUUGCCUCGGCUAUCACUCCCGUACCGGGAGGAGUUGGACCUAUGACGAUCACCAUGCUACUAUGCAAUACUUUGGAGGCUGCUAAGCGGAUCUUCCUCUGAGUAUGGUAUCUCUGUCUAUUACUAAAUAUAUUUUGUAAUGUUAGAUAGGAGACUCCAUGCUGUUCGAGUUAUUAACGAUCUCUUUUGAAUUAUUGUAUAAUAGACCUGGCGAUUGUGAUGCCAUGGUUUAUCCUAACUCAUCAGCAUCUUUAGCAUCAAGUUCAACUAAACAAGUAUUCAUGUUUUCGUUUCAUUGGCUUUUAGAAGAUGAGAAUCCAUUUAGUUAUAAUUUAAAACUUAAGGUAGUUAGAUCACUGGUCCUACUAGCAGCUAAAGUAGGAGGAAUGUUGCGUCUUACAUCAACGAUAGAAGAUGACUCAAGCAAGAGGUGUCACAUGAAGGAUCACGAAAUAUUUGCUUCCUACGAUAUUUU